Xyrichtys novacula (pearly razorfish) is the source of this 9801-nucleotide messenger RNA. The record is from the annotation of a GenBank genome assembly. Lineage: Eukaryota; Metazoa; Chordata; Actinopteri; Labriformes; Labridae.
AUGGCUCCAGUCUCCGACGUGGAGGUGGAGGUGGAGGUGUCUGAGAAGAAAGGAGUCUUGUGUCUGGAUGACUGCUACUGUCCUGUGUGUCUGGAGAUCUUUAAAGAGCCUGUGACCCUGCCCUGCACACACACCUUCUGCAAGGUAACACACACAUGCACAAAUUACAAAAUAACUAUAAAUAAGUAAAAAAAAAAAUCAUUGCAUGAUGCCAUGUUACUGCUGCACUGAGCAGACAUCAUUUGUCAUUAAACAGGAGUGUCACUGAAGUGUUUGUAUGUUUACAGAAUCCACACUGACCUUUUUAACAUCACAGCAGCAUACAAACUUCACUCAGUCAUCUCCUUUCCGUGAUAUUUGACUUAGUCUGAUCUGUGAAUUUAAGUUUAAAUGUACUGAGUUUCUGGCACUUGGACUGGUUGUGAGGGGGUCAGGGUUAGUUAUUAACUGUGCCCCCUUUGGCUGAAACUCCACACUUUAUCCUUAAAUACGUGCAGGUGAUCAAGAUGUGAUGAGCAUGUUUAAAGCAGCUGAGCCCCGUGUGCAGCACAGCAGUCCUUAUUUAUGGUCAAAAUCACACUCAGUGAUACUGCACAGUAGUGCUGGGCGAUAGGACGAUAGAUAUCGUGGGCACGAUAGAAAAUGUCUAUCGUGCCAUUUUUAUUUUUAUCGUUUCGGGCGAUAGGCUGUAUUUAAUCCAUAGGGCUUGUGCCAUCAGAUGAUUCAUAGUAACAACAACAAUAAUUGCACAUUCAGUAAGUGUAUUUGGUGUCGAACGGGAAAGAAAACAAUAUUUUCUUACAAAGAAAAGUAUGCGUUGACAUGUAGGCUUGCAUUUCUCUUUCGAUUUUGCGACAUGACGCCGCUUUACGUGCCCUCUUCGUGUCCAGCGUCUCCCGCCGUUGCGGGUUACCUGGGUUACACACGUGAGGGGAUCAUUGUAAGCAGUGCUUAAUUUGUGCCGGAGCAAGUCGGAGCGCGAUCCGGGACCUCUUUUGAUCGGAUCAGGGACCUAUUUCAGCCGCUCCGGCACCUGUUUCAUCUGCUCCGGGACCUUCCCUGUAGAGGAUGACAUUUUUCGGGAAUUCCCGUGGGUCACGUGAUUCCCUCGGGAAUCCCACGGGAUGGAAGUCAUUUUUUAAUUAAUCCCUUGAUCGGGACGGGACGGGGAAAAAAGCAACGGGAGUGGGCAGGAGCGGGAACAACAUUAAUAGAUGAUCAUUUUCAGCCGUGUUUAACAACCAGAUGAACAGGUGCGUCCAUUUUUGUAGUCAUCUCUCAGUGAGAGCCAACACUCUUGACCGCGCUAGCAACACAAAAGAACUACAACAGUGGUUUGACUUCCUGUCAGCUGGGAGCGCGGCUGCGCAUUUCUACCCUUGAAGCCAGGAGCGAAGAGACAUAAUUUUGUGACAUUCUGUAGUUUUUCAAUCAUUUCUGGAGUCGUGGCGAAUCAAAUCACCUUACCGGUCUGCCCCUGAUAGGCGAAGAAAGCGCUCGGAUUCAUGCUCGGGUCUUCCUACGUGCUUCAAGAGUGAAGUAAACAAUGAUGGAGGCAGACAGCAGCUUUGGAGGAGAAACAUCUAGCAGUGUGAACAACCUCUUCAAAAGAGCCCUAAAGACCUACCUUUUUAAUAAAGCCUUUGGUUAGUUUUCCUCAAUGCUUUAUGCUUUUACUACCUUGCCUCUUACUUUGCAACUCUAUAUCUUUUAUUUUUUUUAAUUCUUUUUUUAUGCCAAUCUGUGACUGUCAUUCUAUUGCUUUUUUAUUGUUGCUGCUGUUUUUUUACUGUGUACUGUAGCACUUUGAGAUUUUUUGUAAAUGUAAAUUGAAUUACAAAUUAAAUUUAUUGUUAUUAUUAUUAUUAUUAUUAUGGAGUGCUUUGGCUCACACUAUCAGCGUUUUCUGUGAGUGUUGCAUAACUUUGGGUGAGCACAGACAUGAACGCACUUCGGCCACGUAUUUAUUUAUUCAUUUUUCUAGUUUUAAGUGCUGGUCUUGUACUGGUACUGUACUAGUGCAGCUGUAUACACUUAAAUUUUUCAUAGAACUGAAAGCAUACCAUAGCUAUAUCGUGAUAUAUAUCGUUAUCGUGAUAUAAAAUGAUCCAUAUCGUGAUAUACAUUUUUUUCCAUAUCGCCCAGCACUACUGCACAGUGUUAAAAGAUCAUAUUAAAUGACUGUCACUGAGCUGCACAGCUGUGAAAUGUCUGUUAAUGUCUUUUUGGAUUUACAAACUCAUUGUCAAAGUUAGGACACAGUCCAGUUUCCUGUUCCCAGAGGUGAGACAAAACACACAAAACGUUUGGUAGACUCCAAAAUUAGUUUUUCUCUCUUUAAGACAUACUGGAGGAGUCUCUCUACAGCCGUAUCUAGUACUGUCCUAGUCUCAUGUGAGUCCUUCUCUGUCCCGGUCUUUUUGGUCCAGGAGUGCUUCCUGCAGGCGGUAGACCAGUCAUCCUUACUGUGUCCACUCUGCAGGAGGAGGAUUGCCGUGUGGUGUCGACAGAACAGCAGGAACAACACUCUGAUCAACCAGCAGCUAUGGACCCGCAUCCAGGAGACCUUCCCCAAGCAGUGUGAGAGACGACUGAGGGGACAGGAUGUCCAGGAGGACAACCCCCCAGGUACUUCUUAUAUACACGACACCAAGACAGGCAUCUUAGUUUCCUGGGGCCUUAUUUAUCAAUCGUGCGUAGAAAAGGUUCUAUAUUCUUGCGUAGGAAUGAAAUUUAGAAUGUGCGUAAGUACAAAAAAAUCCAUAUUUAUCAAACGUGCGGACACCGGUCGUACGCACACAUGUAAGUAAUCGGUGAUGAUACAUCCCACCUGUUCUUUACUACCGUGCUCGUGCAUGGUUAGAGUCAUUUGCAUUCAGGAACGCCUCCAAUUGACCAUAUAUGGCAUCAACAAUCCCUUUAAAAAUGCGUGUAUGAAUGUUUUUCCUCCUCCUGGACGUGCACACUCACAGCGCUGUUCUGCAGAAUGAAUGAGUCGUGCGUUCCUCCGGGCCACCAGGCAACAACCUUUAACAGAAUCAAAUGUGCAUCGCAGAUUAUUUGUGCAUCGAUUGAAUGAAAUCUUUUCCUGUUGACGAAUCUGAAUUUAUUGUGUGAAGGUGCUUUUAUUGCGAUGUGGGUGCAAUCUAUGGCUUCAAUUGUGUUUGGGAAUCCGGCGAUGGCGUGAAAUCCUCGUUUUAUUUCGGCUUGUUGCUGAUGUGUGUUUGGGAACUGGAUGUAAAUUGAGGCCGGAGAAAUUAUUACAUCCAACUCUGCCGGCAUGAUUCUGUUUAGCGUUGGCUGCGAAAUAUCGCAUAUGUCUCAAAUCUCAUGCUGAAAUGUUCGGGUUAGGGUGGACAGGAGCUGGAUGUGCGCUGGGAUGGCUUUGGUGCGUUUUGUUUCUCGCUCCGACACGGGUAGUAAAUCACGGCGUAAAUCCAUUAAAAUGUUUUGGGGAAGCGGUACCUGCUGAGAAUCCACUCUGAGUUCUCACUGAACAGAUCAGCACACUCUUUGAAAACGCGCUCCCAGCGGAGGAGCAGACGCUUCUCCAAGUCCUCCAAUAGCGCAAAAUAAACCGUGAUACAAGAAUUCUUGUGAGGUUGUCCUGUCACAGCAGAUUUUUAUAGCUUGUCUCACCAAUCAUUCAAAAUGUCUGCUAAAUUACUAAUUGAUAAAUUUUGUAUAGAGACAACGGGAACAUGUGUGGAGUUUGAGAUUGCGGAAUGCUGUGACUCCUUUAAUGGGUUCUAUUUGUAGUUUUACUGUCCUACCACUAGGUUUUGUGUGUACGCAUGGUCAGAGUUGUGCUUAAAUUUACGCACGUUCCUAAGCACAAGUACAGGUUGAUAAAUUCCAGACUUUGCGCAGGAAUGUUCGUACGCACUCUUUAAGCACACAUCUGUGCGUACGCACGGUUGAUAAAUGAGGCCCCUGGUCUAGUGUGCUUGUACCUGUGGUUUUUACCUGCUGUGAAACUGACUCUAUUGACCAGUCUAAUCUGUCUACAUUUGGUGUGUGUGUGUGUGCGUGCGUGUGUGCGUGCGUGCGUGCGCGCGUGCCUGCGGUGUGUCUAGUCUCUGUGUGUUUUCCCAGGGUCAGUGAGCCUGGAGCUCUGAGGCAGGAGUAUGAGGAGCAGGUGACCAGAGUGAGUCUGUGCUCUUCAUCUCAUAGCACACAAAUAAUUAAGUGGAAAUGCUGAUUAGGCAUUUCCACUUAUUGUUAUUCUCCCAUUUCUUUAUUAUUAUUAUUCUGUACCUUUUUAAGGCAUUUGUUUUUCAAAUUCAAUUAUCCUUAUUAUCAGUUCUGUUAAUUCACAUCAAUGAUAUACGUUUUUCACUUAGGCUAUUAGAUAAUUUGUACACUAAUCCAGCUAAUUUACCUUCAGCUAUACUACAAUUCUUCCAUUCAUACAAUUUCUUAUUCUUCUACUCCACCUUUUCAACAGUUUUUCCAUUCAUACCUUCCUCAAUUUUUUAUUGUCAGUAUAGCAUUGCUUUUUCAGCACUUUUUCAGCACUCAGCAUUUCCACGCAUUUUCUGCAAGGAAAUGCAAUUUUUCUAGUUACUAUUUUUCUUCCGCCGUUUUUUGGCCCAUUAUAACUCUUCUCCAGUUUGUGCUAUUUCAACCAUUCAAACUUUAAACUAUUCCACUCCUUCAGGACAUGUGCAGAUGUAUUUUUCUUUUUUCUACCCUUUAACCUUUUUGAUUUUUUUUUUACUUUUUGUGCCAGAAUUUUAACAUGGGAGUCAAUGGGGAAAUCUUCCAAUUCUUCCUUUUACUCUUCAACCUUCUAAGCCUUAUAACUUCAGCAUACUUUCACCUAGAGACCUCAUUUUUGCUUUAAAACGUUAAUUAACUUAACUAUUAAUGUUGUAUUUUUUAAUUUUGUAAUUUUUUGAUAUCUUUUACAGUUUUCCCACAAUUUAGCUUUAAGCAACUCAUGGUUUUCAGCAAAUUUCAGGCUUUAUUAUGGGUGUGUAUUGGAAGAGCUAGAAUGGGGUGAGGUCAUAGCUAGAGUGGAGAGCUCCUCUUUUAUCGACAAAACCUAGCUCGAAUAUAUCGCUCCCAAGCCCACACAUUUCACUCCACAGCCAUGAAAAAUACAUCAAAAUGGAUGAAAAUAAGUCCUGCUUCUCACAAAAGAGGUUUCAAAUCAUUAAAUCGUACCCCUUGGCCAGCAGGGGACCAACUGUCCAAAAAGGCAGAGAUUCCUCCCAUUGACCAUGAUGCAAUCUUUCUCUCAGAAAAUCCUGAUCAUCACUCAGGCUCAACACCUGUUUAACUGGCCACAUUUUUCAGAGUACAGACUUGAAAAACACACCAUUGUGUUCAUUAGGGCGGAGGAUUUGUACAAUGUUCUUAUUUUCAUUCUGGGAUUUAAGGAAAUGACGCUAUGUGAAGAAGUUCAGAGGCCCUAAAUUUACUGCAGUUAGGCAGCUUCUUAUUCACAGAGUUGGUCAGUUGGUCCGUUGAUCUCACAGCUGUCAAGACUGCAAUCAUUAACGAGACACACACACAGUCUGACAAUGUGUGUGUGCGUGUGUGUCUCUGCCUAUGACACCUGCAUGUACACAGUAAAUAUGUGUGUGCUUGAGUUUCUCUCUGUCCGUAAGACCUACAUGCACACACUUUGACCAUGUAUCUGCUUCACCACCUAUCCUCUUCCACAAACUUUGAGCUACAGAAACCAUUCAGAGCUCAAAAAAUUCAGCUCAUUGAGGACAUUAUGGGGUGUAUCUUGGAUUUUGUUAAUUAAUUGUAUCAGUGUGUUCAGUUGAGUCUUGCGGUUCUCACAAAUUCCUUAUCAUGAAUAUAGCUGUUACAGAGAAAGAGCAUCAGGGCAUAGUCUGGCAUUUUGUUUCUCAGCUUCAAGCGUCCUUUCUCCCGCUGUAGUGAUGCAUCUACGGCCCCCAUGGCAUCCAAUUAGUGCACCUGGAGACACACAGCUGACGGGAAAGCUGCUUCAAACAGCCAUAUGAGACACAUGAAGCCAGGCUCACCACACAGAGCCCUGGGGGUUACAUUUAAAUCCCUUCACGUGAGCGCUUGACAAACCUUGGCCCCUAUCUCCUCCCACAAACUUUGAACUACAGAAAGCAUUCAGGGCUCAAAAAAUUCAGCUCAUUGAGGACGUUAUGGGGUGUACUCAGGAUUUUUAUUCAUUUAAAUUUUCCCCACUUGAAAAUAAAUCCUGUUAUUAAUACAUUAUUCAAUUCUACAGACAAAUUAAACUCAUUCAAACUGAUUUAAACCUAAUACUUCAAACUUGUCUAAUACUUGAGGAUUUUUAAUUACUCAAAUUUUUCCCAUUUUAAAAUCAUUCUCAUUAUUUUGCAUUUUUUGAUUCUUCAAACAGAUUCUCAGUUUUACUACUACAAUUACUACUUAUAUCACUUUAACUUCUAUAUCACUUCUACCUCCACUACUCUUGCUUCUCUAAAUAUUUUUUUACUGCAUCUCUUACUUUUACUGCCACUAUUACUUCUACCACGAGCUUUACUACUUUGACUUCUACUUCUUCUAUUCUAAAACUACUUCUACUGCUUACAUGACUACUAAUAUCACUAAUACAACUACCUAUUAUCAUACUACUUCUGGUACUACAACUUAAUCUUAUGCCACUUCUCACUUUUCUGUGUUUUAAGGUAAUUUUCUUCCUUAUCCAAUUUUUUUUUUUUUUGCAAUUUCAGAUAGUUUUUCUAGCCUUAUUCAGCAUGAAUGCUAUUUUAAUUUAUGAAGCACAUUCAUACUAUUUGUACGUAAACAAUUUUCACUUUCAUCCAACUUCUACUUCUUCUUCAGCCCUUUAACCAAUUUUACAUUUAUACCUUCCUCAAUGUUUUAGCAGUUUUGUAUUGCUCUCUCAGGUUUCAGCACUCAGCAUUUCCAUGCAUUUUCUGCAAGGAAAUGCCAUUUUUCUAGUUAUCGUAAUAGUUAUGGGUAUUUAAUGUCUAAAGAUUAUAGCAUGCAAACAAUAAACGAUAACAUUAUUACAGUAGUAGGUAGGCCUAUCAUAAUGACGAUAAUCAUAGGGCCCUAUGAAAUCCGUAUUCUUUUUUUCCAUUUUAACUUUUUAGAAUUCUGUUUUGGUUUUUUUUUACCUUUUACACUUAUUUACUUCCAUACAGUGUGUGCUUUUAGUGUCAGUGAAUAAAAUGCAAAUAUUCCUAAAUUUAUGGCUGUAAUACAUCAUUGCCCAGUAUUUUGAGACAAGACAUAAUGUUGUAACAUAACAAUGUACCAAUAAGUGCUGUAAGUACAAAGUUUUAAUUGUAUGGUAUUUAGGGCCCGAGCCUAGCUGCAAAGCAGCGGCGAGAGCCCUAUUGUAAUACUAUCAUUGCGUUUUACUUUGUACGUUUUCACCAAACUCAUGCAACUUACUGAAUGUUUUCAUUUACUCACAGGUUGUUUUCAUUUAAUCAGAACAAUAUGAGGCCUAGCUUGAUAAGCAGAAACCUGAUGAGCCACAAGGCUCUCUUUGUUCUGUUGGACAGGUUUGCUGCAGUAGUAACAUGCCUCAAGGUCAACACACACAUAUUUCACAGCACAUUUUAGUAAGACCACGUGAACAGUAGUUGGUCUGUUCACAUUGGAGUUAAUUGGCCAGUGACACUCUGGUGCGUGUUAAAUCCAACCUCUGUCCAGGGCAACCCCAGCCCAAGAUGAUAAAUGUGACUUAUAUCCAGAAAUAGGCACUUGUUGUGAUGGAGAUCCUAGCAGCUCUGUCAUCCGAAGUUCAGCGCUGUACUACUUUUCAUGUGACCUAAAUAAAUGUUCCUGCAAUCUCCGCAAAAUUCUUUAACAGUAGAUUGUGUUUUUAUUGGCCAGUUCUGCGAUUCUAUUAAAGCAGAAAUCAUAGGGCCCUGGUAUUAUUUUUAUUAAAAAGAUCAAAUACAAAAUUGUAAUUAAAUGAAAAUGUUCAACAAAAACAAUGAUAUAAGAAAAUAAAAAAUUAUGCUCCUGUUUUGUUGAUUUUAAUGUUGAUUAUGUCAUCAUGUUUACACUCAGCUGACAGAGGAGCGGAGGGUUCUGGAGGAGGAGGAGAGGAGAGCUAGUGAGGAGCUGAUCAAGACACUGCUGGCCAAGGAAGAGGAGGAGCUGCAAGAGGAUACGAAGAGGAGAGAGGAGGAUGAGAGGCUUGCCAGACUGCUCAGCAAUCAGUGGGUCAGAGCCUGAGACUCCGCCCUCCAUCACAUGACUGAGGCUGUUUUCCAAACUGCCUAUUAUACUAUUGACCAGUUGACCAAUGCUUCCAUAUACUGGAAACCAGAUGAAUCAGGCCGAAUAAAUACUACAUAGAAACAGCAAACUGGCAGUCAUACUGCAUACUACUGUCGACAUUCUGCGUGAAUCAGAAGUAUGCAGUAGGCAGGUUUGAAUACAGCCUAUGACGAUCACAUGACUCUUAACUGUCACUGACAAUUACACAAUAGUCAAAUAACUACGACUGUGAAUGUCACAUGACUCUCUGUCAUGUCCUCUGUUCAUCUCCAGAACUCUGCUGCUGUCUCUGAGAGAGAUGUGGGUCCUGCUGACGUCUCCUCAGUCAAUGCAAAAAAGGGGGUCUGCUCCGGCCAGAUAGAGAGGUGAGCAAGAUGUACGCUGCAAACAAGAUACACAGCAGCAAUAAAAUACACACCUACAAACAAGAUACACAGCUGCAAACAAGCUACAGAAGUUGAAACAUGAUAAACAACUGCAAUAAGAUACACAUAAAACAAGAGACAGCUGCUAACAAGAUACAGAACUUCAAACAUGAUACACAACUGCAGAAAAGAUACACAGCUGUUUAAAAUAUGCAGCUGCAAACAAAAUAAAUCUGGUCCUCAAUUGAGCCCAGGCUUCUGGUGUAAAGCUUCAGGUACAGUUCAGGAUCUAAACUCUUUCUGCUGCACUCAGACGCUUUCUGUUCUCAUUGCAGGUUUUUCUCUCGACCCUCUCAGGGCUCUUCAGACUACAGCUCCACAGCAAACAAGGUUUGUGGGACCACCAUGAGACAGGAAGUGCUGAGCAGGACUAGAUUUACUGUAACGUGUUUAAGUUGUUGAGCAAACCAUAAAGUGGGUGUUUAGAUUAAAAAGGUGAUGUCAUAAAAGGCAGAGAGAAGCUGACCACACAGGAAACAGCUCUAAAAACUACAAUUACAGAGAACUACAAAAGCUCUGAUGGCUGAAGACUCCGCCCUUAAACAUAGAAUGCUCCCUCAUGCUAAGCUAAUGCUAACAGCAGCAGAUAGCACUGACUGUGAUCUCGUUGCAGGAGAACAUGGCGCUUUGUGAGCAGGUGAAGCCCCCCCCACCCAGUCUGAGCAGCUGGCUGACCACAGGGGGUGGAGCUUUAUGUCCAAAGAGGAAGAGCGGGGAGAUGGGGCCACCAGAAGAGCAGGAGGAGGGGGAAAGGGAGGUGAUAACCACCAAACGAGUCUGCGUCUCCUCCUCCUCCUCCUCAGCGCUGCAUACUCUGGCUGAGUGUGAGGCAGAGCUUCUGAGCAGACGGCAGCAGGAAGAAGAGGACCGGCGCCUUGCGAUGCUCUUGCAGAAGGAGCUUAACCAGGAGGAGCGUCUGAGAGCCACUGACAGACGUAAAGGGACCUCAGAUGCCUACCUGUUCCGCCACAGCAGACGGGACCGCUGCAACGAACAGGACCCCAGAAAGACCGGACACAGCUCCUCUUCAUCGUCCUCCUCUUCAUCCACUUUCUCUUCAUCCUCCUCCUCUUCAUCCUCUUCCUCUCUGUCAUCCAGCAGAGGAAGCAAACAGAAAACUCUGACAGAGAUGUUCUCCACUUUGAAUAAUUGA